Molecule: messenger RNA, 933 nt
Organism: Galendromus occidentalis (western predatory mite)
Lineage: Eukaryota; Metazoa; Arthropoda; Arachnida; Mesostigmata; Phytoseiidae
Product: elongation of very long chain fatty acids protein 7-like
Exons: 1
Coding region: 1-906 (301 amino acids)
Biological process (GO): fatty acid elongation, polyunsaturated fatty acid; sphingolipid biosynthetic process; fatty acid elongation, monounsaturated fatty acid
Cellular component (GO): endoplasmic reticulum membrane
Molecular function (GO): fatty acid elongase activity
Source: RefSeq, a predicted model, not a curated record
AUGGCUCUGGGCCUGACGAAAGUGCCCCUGGACUCGAAUGUAUUCUGGUCACCAGUGGACCCUCGGACCGAGGGCUGGUUUUUGGUGGGAAACUUGCCAGCGCUGAUAACCCUUCUCGUGGGAUACGUGUACGUCGCGAAGAUCGCGGGACCCCGAUGGAUGAAAAAUCGACCGCCCUUCGACAAUCUCAAACCAGUGAUCCGAGCCUACAACUUCGCCAUGGUGCUCACCAACGCGCUCAUGCUAAAGUACAUACUAGCAAGAACCUACUUCGGAGGUGGAUACUCUUUUUAUUGCCAAGGCAUAAGCUACACCGAUCGGAGUGACCAAGCGAUGGAACUAGUGUCCGCGUUGUAUUUCUACACCUUCAUACGGAUAAUCGACUUCUUGGAUACGAUAUUCUUCGUUCUGAGGAAGAAGUUCGACCAUGUGAGCCUCCUCCACGUGUCGCAUCAUUGCCUCGUGGUAUUCAUCGGCUGGUACGGAGCGUCGCAUGGUUUCGGAGGACAACCCAUGGCCGGAACAGCCGUAAACAUGUUCGUGCAUGUCAUCAUGUACACGUACUAUUUCUUAGCAUCGUUCGGAAAACGCUUCGAAAAGUAUCUUUUCUGGAAAAAGUAUCUCACUCAGCUACAGCUGCUGCAGUUCAUCUUCUGUAUGGUGCAUAUUCUCGUGCCGGUUUUCGAACCUCAAUGCUUUAUCCCACUGGAUCAUGUGGCGGUCGUUAUCCUUCCCGUCAUAUUUUUCCUGGCGAUGUUCUCAAGGUUCUACGUUCAUACCUACCUGAAAAAAAGGUGUACAGAAGUUAUGAAGACAGCUCUCAUCAAAGAUAUACCUGACAAAGAAAGAGCCCUAGCGACAGCCCGGGAGCAGCCUAGCUUCAGAGAGAACAAGAAAUUAAAUUAAAUUGAAAGAAUAAUUAUGUAUAUGCAU